Messenger RNA from Trichogramma pretiosum, 1770 nucleotides. It is a transcript of the gene S2P, whose product is annotated as membrane-bound transcription factor site-2 protease. Gene Ontology annotation, cellular component: membrane; cytoplasm. The record is from RefSeq and is a predicted model, not a curated record. Gene Ontology annotation, biological process: regulation of response to endoplasmic reticulum stress; membrane protein intracellular domain proteolysis. Gene Ontology annotation, molecular function: protein binding; metalloendopeptidase activity. The transcript is spliced from 6 exons. The coding region runs from base 255 to 1751 and encodes 498 amino acids. NCBI's taxonomy places the organism in Eukaryota, Metazoa, Arthropoda, Insecta, Hymenoptera, Trichogrammatidae.
AUAUAGCAUUAUAGAUGAUAAGAUACGGCGCGCCGCGUGUGCACCUGUCCCCUACAAAGCCCCGGUCUCCGCGCACGUUUUGCAAACAUCGCCGUCGUAAAUAGACCACACGUGUUUUUACUCUCUUAUUCAUGAAAUAAGAUUUUCAACCGUCAAUGUAACAAAAUGGUCCCUAUGCUUGUAUUGAUACUUUUUCAAGCUGACCAGUCCUGGAUCAAUAUUUUUUUUAACUAAAUACUUCAAUUAAUUAAAAAAUGGACACUAUUUUAUUUUUGGUUAUUGUAGGAUUUAUACACCUAUCCUUUUAUUUCUUCAACACAAUUUUUGUGUCAUGUAUGCAUUUGCCUUACCUUGUACUCUUGGAAAAUAUCGGCAUUGAUAUACAAUUUUUAAGAAUAAAAUGGUUUACCACAGCCUUCAAUCGAUCUCUUAUGAAGUGGGGUCUCAAUCGAUCCAAAUUUUGGGCUGCAUGGUUUAAUACAGGAAUGAUUGUAACUCUCUUACUUUUACCAAUUUCAAUCAUACUUCUACUAAAAAUGACAUUUGAAGCUUUUGUGAAAGAAAAUUCAGUUGAUCCUAAUGAAAUUGGUUCUGGAGAGACUCUAGAAAUAAUGAUUCCAGGAGUUACCAUUCCAUUCAGUGAAAUAGGGUAUUACAUUAUUGCACUUUUAUUAUCGAGCUCAGUUCAUGAAUUUGGACAUGCUAUGGCAGCAGUCAAAGAAGAUGUUCGCUUUUUAGGAACAGGAAUGAUUAUAUUUUUCAUACUGCCAGUGGCAUAUGUGAAUAUAUGUGAUUCUGGGUUAAGCAUGCUAGGGCACAAAAGUCGGCUACGUAUUCUAUGUGCUGGAAUAUGGCACAAUGUUAUUUUAACUGGUUUAGCUAUGAUGAUUGCAGGACUCAUAACAAUAUCGCUUAAACCAUUUUUUAUCCAAAAUACAGGAGUUUACAUAAAGCAUAUUUAUCCUAACUCUGGACUUUUAGGACCUGUUGGUCUUUCUAAUGGUGAUGUUGUUCACAAAAUUAAUGAUUGUUCAGUACAUGAUUCUACUAGUUGGAGAUACUGCAUUCAGCAAGCUAUUCAACUUUCUACACCUGGAUAUUGUGUAAAUGAUAAUAUAGUCAGGAAAUCAGAUAAAUCUUCAUUUUUGCAAAAUGAUGCCAAUGAUAUGCACAAUUGUUGUGAUAAACAUUACAAAAAUAAUGGUCAUUUGUGUUUUGAACACUUAGGCAUAAUUGAUAUGCAAGCUCCACACUCAUCAUCUGUCAAUUUCUGUCUGCCCAUUCGGACUAUAAUAUCAAGUUCCCACAACUACUGUCAGAGUAAUGAUCAUUGCAGCAUGGCUAGUGAUUAUUGUGUUAAACCUACAGUUACUAAUUCAACCAAAGUUGUUCAGAUUCAAAGAUAUGGAGGCAAAGAUGUUAUAUUUCAUGGAAAUCCACUAGAAAUCUAUUAUACUAUUGAAUUGUCUGAUUGGGUUCCAAGAUAUUCAUUUUUUAGUCCACAGUUACCAGAAGUUUUAAUUUUGCUAUGUAAAUAUGUAGCACUAUUUUCAUCUGGAAUAGCCAUUGUUAAUGUUAUACCUUGCUUUUUUUUUGACGGUCAACACAUUAUAAGUAUUCUGAUAGACCAAAGACUGAAAAAUACAGUAAAAGAACAAAGUAUCCGUUCGGUGAUAGCAUUUGUUGUAAUGACAGUUUUCAGUAUAUUACUUAUUGGUAAUGUAUUUAUUAUACUAUUUAAUAAGUUGUGAAAUAGAGUCACUUUUUAUU